GCGCGUGACGCCGUUCCUAACAGGCGUGAUAGCACGUCACGUUGUCCCCGCCGGCGCCACACCGUCGCACGCGGUGCUGCUCAAAACGCACAAGCAACUAUAUCACAGCGGGACUCAUGACGCUGCUAUCUGAAGCCCAUGUCCUCGCCGAAACCAGCCAGCUGUCCAGCUGCGUGCUGGACUCCCUGCUCGAACUGCAUUUCGGCACCUACGCGCUCGGCGUGUCGCGCAGACUGACCUCGGUUGCGUAUCUGCCCGCUGUGGGACUCGAGCCUGCGUCGAGCCUGGAGCUCGGGGUCAGGGAUGUGGCGCAUGCGGUGGGCGUGGCGAGGGAGAACGGCAUGGCGUUGCGGAUUGGAGACUUGUAUCUUGAGGCUGCGGGCGAGGCGAUCAAGUAUGGGCUGGAGACGGGCAGAAAGUGUGAUAGUAGUGCCGUGUAUGGCGUUGUGAGACGGCGGGCGGGACUGGAGUUUGAGACGAGGGUUGUGAGGGAGAGGGAUGGCAUGGGGGAAGGGGAGGGGGGGGGUGUGAUGGAAGUGGGCUAG
Molecule: messenger RNA, 545 nt
Organism: Exserohilum turcica Et28A
Lineage: Eukaryota; Fungi; Ascomycota; Dothideomycetes; Pleosporales; Pleosporaceae
Exons: 1
Coding region: 117-545 (142 amino acids)
Molecular function (GO): oxidoreductase activity
Source: RefSeq, a predicted model, not a curated record